GGAUCUAGAAUUUCUGAAUCCUUGACCUUGUUGGUGUUUGCCCUAGCAAAACCUCCCUGAAGGCUGAAACCCCACUGCACUAUAUAAAUACACACUUCGCUCCCUCCGCUCAAACCCUCUUUCGCCCCCGCCUCGACUUUUCUCUUUCCUCAAACGCUCUUCCAAAAAAACAGAUCUACUGCUUCUUCGCUUCAUCAGUCCGAGGGUUUAACGAUGGCGGACGUCGAGACAUUCGCCUUCCAGGCCGAAAUCAACCAGCUCCUGAGCUUGAUCAUCAACACCUUCUACAGCAACAAGGAGAUCUUCCUCCGCGAGCUCAUCAGCAACUCGUCCGAUGCUUUGGACAAGAUCAGAUUCGAGAGCCUGACCGACAAGAGCAAGCUCGAUGGACAGCCGGAGUUCUUCAUCAGGCUGAUCCCCGAUAAGGCCAACAACACCCUCACCAUCAUCGACUCCGGCAUCGGCAUGACCAAAGCUGAUUUGGUGAACAAUUUGGGAACGAUUGCGAGGUCUGGAACCAAGGAGUUCAUGGAAGCCUUGCAGGCUGGUGCUGAUGUUAGCAUGAUUGGCCAGUUCGGUGUUGGGUUCUACUCUGCUUACCUUGUCUCCGAGAAGGUCAUCGUGACCACCAAGCACAACGAUGACGAGCAGUAUGUGUGGGAGUCACAGGCUGGUGGUUCCUUCACCGUUAUAAGGGACACAACCGGGGAGCAACUCGGCAGAGGCACCAAGAUGGUCCUCCACCUUAAGGAAGACCAGCUGGAAUACCUUGAGGAGAGGAGGAUCAAGGAUCUUGUGAAGAAGCACUCUGAGUUCAUCAGCUACCCGAUCUACCUCUGGACCGAGAAAACCACCGAGAAGGAAAUCAGUGAUGAUGAAGAUGAAGAGGAGCCCAAAAAGGAAGGCGAAGUUGAGGAAGUUGAUGAAGAGAAAGAGACUGAAUCCAAGAAGAAGAAGAAGAUCAAGGAAGUCUCUCACGAGUGGGAACUCAUCAACAAGCAGAAACCCAUCUGGCUCCGCAAGCCAGAAGACAUCACAAAGGAAGAGUAUGCUUCCUUCUACAAGAGCCUGACCAAUGACUGGGAAGACCAUCUGGCUGUGAAGCACUUCUCCGUAGAGGGCCAGCUCGAGUUCAAGGCUGUCCUGUUUGUCCCCAAGCGCGCUCCAUUCGACCUCUUUGACAACAAAAAGAAGGCCAACAACAUCAAGCUCUAUGUCAGGCGAGUGUUCAUCAUGGACAACUGUGAUGAGCUCAUCCCAGAGUUCCUCUCCUUUGUGAAAGGUGUGGUUGAUUCUGAUGACCUGCCGCUCAACAUCUCCCGUGAGAUGCUCCAGCAGAACAAGAUCCUGAAGGUCAUCCGAAAGAACCUCGUCAAGAAGUGCAUUGAGAUGUUCAACGAGAUUGCCGAGAACAAGGAGGACUACAACAAGUUCUACGAGUCGUUCUCCAAGAACUUGAAGCUUGGUAUCCAUGAGGACAGCACCAACCGUUCCAAGCUUGCUGACCUUUUGAGGUAUCACUCCACCAAGAGUGGUGAGGAGUUGACCAGCUUGAAGGACUAUGUGACCAGAAUGAAGGAAGGUCAGACUGACAUCUUCUACAUUACUGGAGAGAGCAAGAAGGCUGUUGAGAACUCUCCUUUCUUGGAGAGGCUGAAGAAGAAGGGAUAUGAAGUCCUCUACAUGGUUGACGCCAUUGAUGAGUAUGCCAUUGGGCAGCUGAAGGAGUAUGAUGGAAAGAAGCUUGUCUCAGCAACAAAGGAAGGUUUGAAGCUUGAUGAUGAAACCGAGGAAGAGAAGCAGAAGAAGGAAGAGAAGAAGAAGUCCUUUGAGGAGCUCUGCAAGACAAUCAAGGACAUCUUGGGCGACAAGGUCGAGAAGGUGAUUGUCUCCGACAGGAUUGUCGACUCUCCUUGCUGUUUGGUGACUGGCGAGUAUGGGUGGAGCGCCAACAUGGAGAGGAUCAUGAAGGCUCAAGCUUUGAGGGACAGCAGCAUGGGUUCCUACAUGUCUAGCAAGAAGACCAUGGAGAUCAACCCGGACAACGGGAUCAUGGACGAGCUGAGGAAGAGGGCUGAUGCCGAUAAGAACGACAAGUCUGUCAAGGAUCUUGUGCUGCUGCUGUUCGACACUGCAUUGCUGAACUCUGGGUUCAGUCUGGAGGAUCCCAACACCUUCGCAACCAGGAUUCACAGGAUGCUGAAGCUUGGGCUGAGCAUUGAUGAGGACGAUCUGGCCGGUGGCGAUGAGUCGGAGAUGCCUCCACUUGAGGAUGAUGCUGCUGAGGAGAGCAAGAUGGAGGAAGUCGACUAAGUUUUAUCUCUAGUUUUAGAACUGUGACGCUCUUUAGUUUCUGUCUAUUGGUUUUCUCUGCAGACUUGUUCGCUACCCUUUUGUGGCUAUUUUUGUUUUCGUGCUGGUACUCGGUCCUAAACUACUAUCAUUUUCUGUUUUAACCAAGCGGAGAUUAUCUUAUCUUGAGUUGUCAGCCGAAGGGUUUUCUUUUCCCAACUCUUUUUAUCUUGUUCAUUGCUAUUGAUAUCGCCAUUCAUUCACUUGUUAAAACACCUUGGAG
Molecule: messenger RNA, 2575 nt
Organism: Linum tenue
Lineage: Eukaryota; Viridiplantae; Streptophyta; Magnoliopsida; Malpighiales; Linaceae
Source: the annotation of a GenBank genome assembly